GAAUUUAGUUUUACAGAUUAGGAUGCAGAACGAGCCUGUUGUGUACAAAUGUCUUCACAUUGCCUUUUAAAUUAUUUGUCAUUCGCCGUCCCCAACUCAAAACCUCAACUUUUCCCUUUUCCAUUCUCUUUCCAUUGCAAUACCUUUUUCUACUGCAAUCUUAUACGUCCAGAGCAAGUCUGUCAUAAGUUGAGGAGUUUUGCGCCACUUGUUCCUCUUGCUGCUAGGUCUUCGUCGUCAAAAGGAACAGAAGACACGGAAGAAGUAAUCGCUGAAGCUAGGGAGGCUGUCAGCUAUUAUCUACAAGAACUUGGUGUUUCCCAUAAGGAAUCCAUCGAAAUAGCCCUCAACUCACCUAAUUACGUUAGCAUGCUGAUAGAUAGCGUCCGUGAACUGGAUGAGUUUUCCUUAUGGAAUUCCACUGAUUUUGAAAACGCAUAUGACCCGGUUCCUGCAAUUCCACCUUUCAAGAGCAAGGUCUACCUGAUGGCAAAACAAAAAGGUGAUAAGGGCAUGCUUCCCUUCUUGGAGAGCAUUGGCCUCACUCUCUCUUCUGCAACACACUUAGCUCGCUACCUUUCCUCUAAUUCUCUCUUUCAGACACUACCUACCCUUAUCAAUAAGGUUAAGUAUGUGAAGAAAAUAUUCUUUGCAAACAGUGAUGAUGGAGGACAUAUUGCUAGAAAUGCCCGGCAAAUGAUGAUGCACUUGUCCAUCAGUAUUGAUGAGGAUGUCCAGCAGACCUUGUCAUUUUUUGAGAAGAUUCAAGCAAGACGUGGAGGUCUACAUUUGUUAGGUUCGCAAGAUGCAUCUUUCCGACAUCUUAUUGAGUCAUUUCCACGACUUCUUUUGCUACCUAAGGAGAGUCAUAUGAAGCGUCUGAUGGUAUUUCUUGAUGAUAUUGGAGUGGUGGAAGGAUGUAAGAGACAGAUUCUUCUUUUGUUUCCGCCUAUUAUUUUCUAUGACAUUGAAAAGGAUGUUAGACCAAGAUUGCAGGCGAUCCUUAAGGAUGGUCUGGAGGCUAAAGAUUUUGGGCAGAUGUUGCUGAAAUAUCCAUGGAUUCUUUCAAGGAGCGUUCUGCAAAACUACGAGAACAUUCUGAUUUUCUUUGAUGAUGAAAAGGUGCCAAAAUUUAGUGUAGCUCAGGCAAUUAAAAGCUGCCCGCUCCUUUUGGGGUUGUCAGUUAACAAGCUGAAAUUGGUGGUGGAACAGUUGCGUGACUUCGGCAUUCGAAACCAGAAGUUGGGUAAGGUGAUUGCUACAAGUCCUCAGCUAUUACUACAGAAGCCUCAGGAAUUCAAUCAGGUAGUGUGCUUCUUAAGGGAUCUAGGCCUGGAUGAUGAUAUUAUUGGUAGGAUACUUGGUCGCUGUCCUGAAAUUUUUGCAUCGAGCAUCGGGAGAACUCUUAAGAGAAAACUCAACUUCCUAAUGGGUAUUGGAGUUUCCAGAAGUCAUCUUCCCAGGAUUAUCAAGAAAUAUCCUGAGUUUUUUGUAUGUGACAUCCACAGAGCUUUACGUCCAAGAAUGACGUACUUGAUGCAUGUUGGACUUUCGAAGAGGGAGGUAGCACUAAUGGUUUGCAGGUUCUCUCCAUUGCUUGGCUACAGCAUAGACGAAGUUCUCAAGCCUAAGGUAGAAUUUCUGACGAACUCAAUGGGAAAACCAAUAAGUGAUGUAGUUGAAUACCCAAGAUAUUUCAGCUACUCUUUAGAGAAGAAGAUAAAACCUAGAUUUUGGGUGCUCAAGGGUAGAAACAUGGAAUGCAGCUUGAAAAGUAUGUUGGGUAAAAAUGAUGAAGAAUUUGCUGCAGAGUUUGGAGAGGGGGCGAAGAUACCACUUUAAUUCUAGUUACUCGGUGUGGAGUUUCAAUACAGAGAGAUUAUUCUUCCUUGUCUUACGUGCUUAACUAUAAAUGAGGCUCAACAUUGUCUCUUCAUCUUUUGACUUUAGAUUUUACAUGGAGCAUAAACAGUGUUCCAUUUUUUAAAAGUAUAAAUAUUGGUAUUAGUAUAUAUCUGUAACACCUGUUACUAUUUAACAGGGUUGACAUCUUGCAACACAUAAUAUUUGGAUUUGGAGUUUU
Molecule: messenger RNA, 2083 nt
Organism: Solanum stenotomum
Lineage: Eukaryota; Viridiplantae; Streptophyta; Magnoliopsida; Solanales; Solanaceae
Product: transcription termination factor MTERF6, chloroplastic/mitochondrial
Exons: 8
Coding region: 49-1842 (597 amino acids)
Biological process (GO): regulation of DNA-templated transcription
Molecular function (GO): double-stranded DNA binding
Source: RefSeq, a predicted model, not a curated record